This is a messenger RNA of Cajanus cajan (pigeon pea), 1482 nucleotides long. RefSeq lists its product as uncharacterized. The record is from RefSeq and is a predicted model, not a curated record. NCBI's taxonomy places the organism in Eukaryota, Viridiplantae, Streptophyta, Magnoliopsida, Fabales, Fabaceae.
GUGCAUGCACUCAUACCAUACCACAAACAGAGUCAGUGAACAAUGGAAACCCUAGACUCAGCACUAUCAACUCCUUCGAGAACCACCGAUUCUAAGCCUCAAACCUCAUCUCCAUUGCCGCCAUCGGUGCUCAGGCAAUGGAGGCCAAAGGCGCAACGGAAUCUGAGGAACCAGUGGUCGCAAUUGGCGUCGUGCAAGAAUCGCUGGUCCUCUGCUUCUUCCGCUGGAAGAUCUCACGCAACUGCUCUUGUCAAUUCUCAUCUUUCCCAAAGGUACAUGCCUGAUAUGAAAUUAGGUGUUCUGAGCGACAUGCCUGGCAUAAGAAAGCAAGCUUGUUUGAAACUAUUUAAGCGGCAGGAACUGCAAAGGAGUAAAUUAUUGCUGUCUUAUAAGGACAUGGUGGGCAUUAUAAGUGACAUGAUCAAUCUUAGCAGAUCAAUGAAGUGUUUUCUCAAAGUACCAAACAAUAGUCCACUGUUACAAUUUUCUUAUAACUCUGUGGACCAGAGUGAUUUUGGAGAUGGUGGUGAUGGUGGUGGAAUUCCAGUAUUUGCAUUUUAUUCAAUCACUUCACAUGAGAAAUUUGCUGAGGAGCUGGUUGAGAUGUUUAGCUUGGAACUAUGUUUGAAGCGAUUACUUGUUCUUGAAUUUAUGUCCAUUGGUUAUGAAACUUCAGAAGUAAAACAGUUGCAUUGGUCAACUCAGCUUUAUGACGAUGAAUUCAAAGAUUUGAGAGACUGCAAUCUGUACUGUGAGGUGACUAAUGGGCCAAUUCCACCAAGAUUGAGGGAUGGGAGAUCUGACAUUGGUGCUUUAAGAUUUGACAACCAACCCGACCCUGAGGUUUUACAGGUUUAUUUAACAACAUGGCUUGCAGAGGUGAACAUAGACACUCUAAGAGUGAACGAGAUAUUUGCAAUUGUCGAGGAGGAAAUGCAUGUUAGCAUAUGUUAAAACUGCCGUCAUCAGGAGUCAAAAUGAAUGAAUAGCCCUUCAAACAUCUGUCAAAGCAUUGUUAAUCUUAUCCAUACGAAAUAGUGGUAAGAGACGUUCGUUGCAUACUGUUGCGGUUAAAAAUGAUAACUGUCGUGUAGAUGAGUAGUACAAGUCUCACAACAAUAACAAAUUCUGGAAAAUUUUCAUAGGCAAACUUAGCAAAACAGGCAUCUGCAUGGUACUAACUACUUUUCUAUUCCUUCCUUGUUAACUUUAGGGAACUUUCAUAAUUCUUUUAAGAAAAGAAUGACUGAUCUUGCUGGAUUGACUAACAGACUAUUAUUUUUUAAAUUGGAAUGAACUAAUAGACAGCAAUGUUCAGGGUCGUAAUUUGAUUCUUGACUUGGAUUAAUUGAAAUCAAUGGUUCAAAAAUUUAUUAAAAUAGAAAUUGUUUUAUAAAUGAAGUGUUGACUGAAAAUUAACUUGGGCAAUGUGAUGUAAAUGUCAAAUUAAUGUUAUAAAAUGUUUAGAAGAGUUCGUUUUAA